CAUAGAACACUUUGUGAGUGACGCGCUUGUUAGAAAAAUAAAAAAAGAAUACAUUGGGAAAAACUUCUUGUGCUAAUUAUUUUAAUUAUAAACUAUAAGCAUUUGGGGCAAAAUGGUCAAUAAUUUUUUACAUUACAGAAGAAUCGCACGUAAAUGUAACAAGACGCUCGAGAAAAGUUAAAAACCUAGAGCAAGAAGUAGAAAUGAUUCUUUCGCAAGAUGAAAGUGAUGAAGAACCGCAACCGCAGCAAAAGGCACCAUCAUUUAAGGAAGCCUCAAUGCUCAAAACUCCUUCGGCGAAGAGACCUUUAAAAAAUGCCGCUUGCACCCCACAGCCAUCGUCUGAAGUGUUGCAGGAUAUUUUACAAACACCACGUCGUAGUUGUCGUAAGAGUGUGAAACCUCCACAGGACUAUGAUGACAUCAUUAUAAGACAUUCAACGCGUUCUGCUAAAAAGAAAUUUGCUGCGACAAACGAAAACAAUGAGGAGAAUCAAGAAUGUUCGGAAAGUGUGGUGAAGGAGGAACAACACCCCAAAUGGUCUGCAGCUGAUGUGGGUAGGUCUUCCUCAAAACGUACACGCAAAUCCAGACGAACAACAAGAGGAGGUAAACGUAAUUUAAAUGAUAGCAAAUACAUGGAGGAUGAGACUGUACACAAUUCUUCAGACAAAACUGAAGAAAUGACAGAAACUGUACCAUCCCCAACUAAAAAAAAUAAUGCGGAUUUCGAUAACCUGGUAGCAAAUGAACAAACCAUUUGUGAUCCCAAAAUGCCAAAUCAAGUGACAAAUGAUUUGAAAGAUAAUGAGGAGGAGAUGAUACAAUUAUUACAAGACGACACUGAAGAUGUAAAUGAGAUGGCAAAUGAUGGGCCUUUGACUCUUGAAAAUGAACCACAAAAAGACUUUUCCGUAGUUUUGGCUAAGAAGGAAGAGAUAUCCAAAAACUCUAUUGGAAAUUUAACUAUGCCAGAAUCUGAAACCAAAACUACAACCGAUAAUGGCAAGGAAGAUGGAUCUGAUAUGCCACUCACUAUUUCAAAUGAACUUUCCUCAAAGACAGUAAAUUCCCCGUCUACUCUAACUGCAAAGCAAGCUGAAGUCGCGGAGAAAAAUGAUUUAUUUGGUAUCUAUCUAAAAUCACAAAAUAUCGAUAUGGAAGACCUGGGUCUUAAUCCCAUAGACGAUGAAGAGGAAGCAGAUGUUAAUAAAAAGGGUAUCAUUAGGCAAGAUGUGGAUUCUGAGGAACCACAAGAAGAAAUGCCAUCUUUAAUAGUAUGCGAUGAUGAUGAUGGUGGUGAGCAGCUAUCUGUGGAUGAUAAAAAGCCAACUCUUAAUGCCACAUUUGAUGCCGAGGAUUCGGUGGUUUUAGUAAAAGAGAAUAUCAAUACACAGCAGUCAUCAACUUCUGAAGCUACCGAAAUGGAAGACCUACAAAUGUCAGAGGAUGAAGAAAAUGAAUCCAACAAAGGAUCGGCGAAGAAAGCUCCACGCAUAAUGCUCACUACAACUGAAGAUAAAAAUCAAACGCUAUUAUGUACGCCGCCCCGAAAGUUGCAGAGACCGUACAGAGUUCCUACGCCAUAUCGGACCAGAAGUGAUAACAAACCUCAACCAAAGGAAACGAAGGUCAGUGCCGAGAAGAUUCCAAUGGGAAGAGAAAAUGUCAGUAUCAUCAAUUGCAAUUUCACUACUAUGACACCAAGAGAAAUCGUUCUACGGGGCAUACGUAAACGCUCAAUGUCUGUAUGUUUGGGCACUGUCCCACUAAAUAAUGAGCCUUUGCUUACACGAAGUGCUAAAAAGCUAAAACGCAAAGCAGUCAAUUUCUAUAGUCCGGCCAAUCAGACAGCCAUUAUUGAGGACUUGGAUAAAUUAAUUGAGAAAAGCGUUAAAAAAUUCAAAAAAGAUAAAACUACAAAUCUAAAUAAAAAUAUAACCACACGCCGCAAGCGUUCCAUAUCAUGUGAUGAUAGAAUGGUCUUGUCGCAAUCAAUGUGUGUCUUAUCCAAACUUCCACGUCCUGUUGCACAUCACGUCCCAUUGCUAACAUCAAAUGUGACUUUCACCAGUACCUCAUCUAACAUUUCCGCAAGUACAUCUAAAGUCACUCGCACAAAGCUACCCAAUUUUGCAGCCAUACAUCAAAAGCAAUUUCAAAAAAUGGAAAAUUUAGCCGACCAUGUGGCCAGGAAACAGGAACGAUCCAAGAUUCUUAUAAAUUCGGCCUCCAAAAUGAGACCAGCUUCAGCUCAGAAAAAUGUUGCUGCAAACAUAAACAACAAGAGCAAUCAAAUGGAAAAACCCAAAGCGUUGAAAAAAAUCGAUAUGUCAUCAAAGAGUCAAAUUCAAAAUAUAUCAUCUGAAAAGAAGUUGGUCACACCAAGAAAACUGAAUCCUAAUCUAGUGAAAAAGCCCGUUGCCGAUUAUAACACUUCCAAAAUGCUCAACACAUCGAAAUUACCAGAUCCAAGGCAAGGAAAAAUAAUAAUAAAACCCAAACAAGCAAUGCCGCCUAAGAAUCACUUAAAACCAAACCAAUCACACAAUGUCGCGUCUACAACGCUAGGUAAUUCCGCUCAAAAACAAAAACAUAAACCAGCCUUCAAUUUAUCGACGCACAUUGGAAACAACACCACCUUUAAUAAGUCAUCAUCUACAUCGUCGCUCAACAAUACGGCAAUUGAAAAUAAAUCGAUGAGUUUCCAGGAUAAGACAGCCUCACGCUUACAACGCCAUAUGGACUUAUUUAAGGGCCGCCUUCCAGCAUCACGAGCUGGUGUUGCUUCGCGAAAAAAUGAAGCAGCUAUAAAAGGUGUUCGUUCGAAUCGCCGUUUUGAACUGCAGAUGCAGCAUCGUAAGAAUGCUGAAAACUGAAAGCAUUAAAAAAAGCUCUAGCAGCAGCUGUAUUUCUUUGUAUGCUUUAAUUCGUAAUUUUUAUUUAUGUAUGUUUUUUUUUCCCCCAAGAUCUCUUGGUUAAAUUAACUAUUAUAGCACCGUCGUUAGGGACAUUCGCUUCGAAAUUUGACUUUAUGGAUUUAUGUUUUUUAUGUUCUCGUCGUCGAUUUGUGUGCGUUAAAUAUUUGUAAUCUGCCUCGAGUUAUAUGUUCAGUCCCAGUUUGAUUUAGUCUUUGUAAUAUAGAAUUUUACCUUAUAACAAUUGAAUAAUAUGUAUGUCUAGAUUAUAUAAUUAUAUUUUAUGGAAUAAACUCAUUUUUAAAAUGUA
Stomoxys calcitrans (stable fly) is the source of this 3228-nucleotide messenger RNA. RefSeq lists its product as uncharacterized. The coding region runs from base 204 to 2879 and encodes 891 amino acids. Lineage: Eukaryota; Metazoa; Arthropoda; Insecta; Diptera; Muscidae. The transcript is spliced from 5 exons. The record is from RefSeq and is a predicted model, not a curated record.